AGCCAGCAUUCCUGGCAGCAGCGAUAGGUGACAUACGUGCAGAAGCAGAGACACUUCCCUGUACGGCACAGCCUCCCCCACCCGUGCACCGUGUUUCAUAAACCUCCAAGCCCCUCCACUCCUACCACAGUGCCGAGUGAACGCCAGAGUUCCACUGAGACGUGUUCUAAAGUAAAAUUAGGUCGAGAGAUUCUCUUCUCGAGGAACGGCGUUAUGGCCGACUCGUUUCUAGAACGGUUCAAGGCGCGAGCUAAGCGAGGAAAUAGCGAGGACUGGGAAAGCCAAGAGGCACAGGAGGUUGAAGAGGAUGAGGGCAAGAAGCCACAGGAAAGAGGAGACCAGAGCGUCUGGCAGACGAGCAAUGGAGGAGGAGGCGGCAGAGAGGGUGACACGAGGAUUCGAAUAGAGGCGGCCAGCGUCGCCUCGCUGCACGGCUCGGGGUUUGGCUUCGCGGGGCAGGACGAUGCGGCGCCGCGCGAGGACGUGGGAGGGGACCGCGGGAGCCUCCGAGUGAGGCACGGAGACAGCCCCGGUGCGGCCAGCGAAGACGCAGCAGCAGCGGCGGCGGCAGCUAGCGGAGUCCGUGACAGCGAGAGGAGGAAGAGUGGCGAGCCCGAGAGCGACCGCAGCCAUGACUCCAUCGGGGAGGACUUUGAGUUCCUGGACAUGCAGCAGGACAGCAGUCUGGCAGAUGAAUUUAUGCAACAUUUUGACAGAUACCUCGUGAGGCCAGCAGCGGACGAUUUGGAGCCUCUCGCGGACUCAUCUGAAGACGUGAACAAGUAUGGGAGUCACAACAGAACCGAAGCGGCUUUGGAACGCGAGCCGCAGAUGCCCGCUCUCGAGGGCAAGGGCGGCAGGAACUCUGAGGUCGAGACGGUGGUGGGCGGAGGCAGCCAUUGUGACCUCGACCGCAAAUCCCCGGCGAGGACUCUCGAGGGGACGCCGCCGUUUGCUCCGGUGGACGACGCCGCCAAAGCGGCUACGUCCAGGAGAUCCGUUGGAGGCGAGAGAGACGAUGCCGCGGAGCUCCGGCGACGUUCCCCCAUGUUCACGGCAAACGCGGGGGACGCAAAUGUGUUCCAGCGUCAUGCACCAAACGAGGAGGCCCAACAGCGUCUGAUGGAAAAGGACAGCUGCUUGGGCGAUGCCAUUGGUCACACCGCCACCACUGUGGACCGUGCCUUGCAUUCAGUGCCUGUAGAAAGGAUGAGGGCGGAAGCAUCAGUCACCGACGGUCACAACACAUCAGCGCUGACGUUACACCCGCCACCUGCAUCCCAAUCGCCAUGCGCCACAUCGCCUCUGCUUCCACCAUUCUUAGCGCCUCCAGAGGCGCGGAGCUUUCAGCCGAGCUUCGCUCCGUCGUCGUUAAACUCGGCACCGCCGUCUCCUUCAACUACCUCACCGCGCCGGGCCAAUGAGUGUAUAGCAGGCGGACGGGAGCACGAAGGCGAUCAGGAAUUCGCCGGCGUUGUUGACAAAGAUGAUUUUGAAAUUCAUCAUUUUGAUGACGUUGAGUGUUCGUCACCCCCAUUGGAUUUCACGAUCCAAAAGCAGCGAGCCUCACUCAGCAAGUCAGGAGCACUGGGCAAUCGCAAACUGGGGAAACCACGGCCAGCAGACACGGAUUCAGAGUGUAUGUACAGAGACAGCACCGAUUCUCCAAGUGCCGAGUUGUCAGAAGAGGAGCCACCCACUCAGAAGAGAGGUCCACCAGGUGGUUUCAGGCUGCCUGCUCUGGGACCCUCCUUGCCUGGCGUGCAGAUGUUCAGGAAGAAAUCUCAAGACGGUGAACAUGGCGAAGUCUCUCCCAAACCACAAACCAAAGAAUUAUUCAAGUCCAAGAGCAGCCUGGGCCUUCCCCUGCCCGGAGCCAGAAGACAGCUGCCAGUUCCGGCCAGUGAUGACGCCGACAAACAAGGGUCGGAGCCUCCCCAAUGGUUAAAGGAACUCAAAUCAAAACAGAAAAAGCCUGCCAUGGAAUAGACACCAAUGUGAGCCUGGAAAAGGUUUUCAUCUAUGAGCAGCACUGUGAAUCGUGACAUGAUGUAGGGUUAAUUCCAUAUAUCCUUAAAUGGGUAUUCUGAAUGUUUCUACUUAAGGAUUGUAUCAUUCGCAGACAAAUACUUUUAAAUAUAUAAUCUCUGCAGGAAAAGUAUUUGCAUGUACACAGACAUACUGGCGUACAAUAUGUUCAGGCAUUUGCAUAAGUCACUUUUUUAUUUGCUUCAGAAGUUUAAGAAAUACGCGGCUAUGCUUGUGUUAAAAUCUCUUUAUUUUUCCAGGUAAUGUCUUUUCAUAAGCGACCUGGCCACGAAUAAUUGCUCAACGAAGUAGCUUAUGUGGACAUUUAUAUCAGUCAAAUCCUCUAAAUGCGUGUUUUCUAAAUGUGGAGGGAAAAACAAAGGGACCUGGAGAAAAAUCCAUGUGACCACGGGGAGAACACGCAAACUCCAAAUAUACAGGCGUUAUUAGGGUUGGGAUCGAACCCACGACCUCCUGUAUGCCAGGCGAGGUAGUUAACAUCUCGCCACCGUGGCGCCCCGUUUACUUUGGCACAGGUUUGUUUGGCCUUAGCUCUCCUCUCCUCCACACGUGAGAUGCAUCAUGGUCCUGACGGAAGCCGAUCGCUCCCCGCACACGGACCCACACAACUGGGGCACUGAGGGCCGUGCUGGUCAUACGCGAUGCAGAGGUCACGGUGGAUCGAAUAACUCAACACAGAGGUCGUCGCAGUCACGGAGAUUCCUUGCAGUCACGAAAGCUCCAAAUUAAGUUGAUUCCUUACAGAGUCUGUCCACUACCAGGCACGGCUAAACACAUUGACACGUAUAGUAGCUGUCAAGCGCCUUGAGUGAAGGCGCUCUGUAAAUUAUAUUAACGUGCCAAAUUAUUUCAGCUCGCGCGGGUAAGUUAAAGCAUCGUAAUCCUCACGGCCAAAUAUAGCAAUCAGAUAUAUCUACCGCUUGUACCCGUGACCAUUCGCUUAGCUAUGUUGGGUGGACUUUGACACAAAUGUUACCAUAUUAGGACGUGGCCGAACCCAAACAUUGCUAAUGCAUCAGUGGCUGAAAUGCAUUUGCCGCGAGCUGGUGGCUCUGCAGCACGCGGCCUAUGACCCAGCGGCAGCGGCGCUGUGGACGAGCCGGCGCGAGGGUUUGUGGAUCACGCGCGCGCUCGGGAAACUCCCUGUCCGUGCAGGGUAUUGCAGUAGCGCAAAUGGGUUAAUCUCCUUAGUUACGGGGAUUGUUAGACCCGCCUCACACACGUGGGUUUUGUGAGGGUGCUCUGGUUUUAUCCCACUUGUGUAAGACAACUCGCUCGCUCAUGGAGUUGGCCAAACAUCCCCCAAUUGUAGGACCGUUGAGCUUGGGGAAUGGUUGCCACCGGAUCUGGCUGCUUCCCCGCGUCGUGUCUGUGGGUUCGCGCGCCUCUGAAUCAUUCUCCGUCGGACUUUCUGUGCGCUGUGCUCAACCUGUAAAGAAUAAAUUGCUUCACUGUUGAUUACA
Lethenteron reissneri (Far Eastern brook lamprey) is the source of this 3512-nucleotide messenger RNA. RefSeq lists its product as uncharacterized. The record is from RefSeq and is a predicted model, not a curated record. NCBI's taxonomy places the organism in Eukaryota, Metazoa, Chordata, Hyperoartia, Petromyzontiformes, Petromyzontidae.